This is a messenger RNA of Cutaneotrichosporon cavernicola, 2412 nucleotides long. RefSeq lists its product as uncharacterized. The record is from RefSeq and is a predicted model, not a curated record. Lineage: Eukaryota; Fungi; Basidiomycota; Tremellomycetes; Trichosporonales; Trichosporonaceae. Gene Ontology annotation, cellular component: nucleus. Bases 1 to 2412 code for a protein of 803 amino acids. Gene Ontology annotation, molecular function: zinc ion binding; DNA-binding transcription factor activity, RNA polymerase II-specific; transcription cis-regulatory region binding. Gene Ontology annotation, biological process: regulation of DNA-templated transcription. The transcript is spliced from 8 exons.
AUGACAGACUCAGCCGCAACCACUCCCGACGACGAGAAACAGGAAGCGACGGAGGAGAGGAAGAACAAUCGCGCUUGCGACUUCUGCCACAGAAUGAAGAUGAAGUGUAUUGGCAAGGAGAACCCUCCGUGUAAUCGUUGCCGCCAGAGCCGGCACGAGUGUACCUUUGAUGGGCCGCGGAAGAGCAAGGCGAGCAAGGUGGAAGAUCGCCUCAAGGUGGUCGAGGAUCAGAUGACGGUCGUGCAACGCUCGCUCACUGAGCUCAUCUCGCUACAGAGAGCGGCGGUCAGAGCCGCUACUCAGCCGACCUAUGUUGUGCCGCCUCUCUUCACCUCGUCAGCUGGCGGAGGCACACCCUUCCCUGGACCUGCGCCGCUUCUCAGUCCCCCAGCGCCGGGCUACACGCCACCAGUCUCGACGUCGGCGCUGCCUCGCGUGCCGAGGCGUCAGAGUAGCAACGCGUCACAUUCGAGCAGCAUGCACGCCACUCAUCCCGGCACCACGGCGCACACCACCAGCACGCCGUCGUCUCUUACUCUCCACCACUAUCCAUCCCAUGGGGGGGCGCACCCAGGUCCCACCAAUCUGCAGCCGGUCCAACCCCAGCCGGCCCAUCCCGGUCCCCUGGGCCAGCCGUCAGGCAUGCCGCGGUGGCACACGACGCCGCCCAUCGAACGCGCUGAGCGCGCCUCGAACGAGCGUACACGUACCCCGUCACCGCCGCCCGACUCAGGUGCACCCAGCGACGACGAGGAUGAUCCCCUCGAACCCAGCGCCGUCAUCUACAACAACAUGCUCAGUCUGGCCGAGGCGGCGCGCCUCAAGGCCGACGGGCAAGACGGCGAGGAGGAGGCCCCGGCGAUACAGCCCCGGCCUCAGUUGUUCAACUACGAUCUCUCACCAGGCCCGCCGCGCAAGAAGGCGCGACUCGCGGACCCACAGCUGCGCCGCGCGUUGCCCACCCAGCGCGGGGACAACACGCAGUGGCACAACCCCGUGCAGAUGGGGUUCUGUAUCGACUCCAAGGGCCGCGCGCUCUUCAAUCUCUUCAUGCAGGCGCAGGUCUAUGUGCCAAUCUUUGACCCCGAAGUCGACACGUGGGAGAGUCUUUGUGAGCGCUCCCCGUUCGCCGUGACCGCCAUCGUUAUGGUCGGGUCCAAGAUUGAGGAUGCUGGUAGUCCACCAAGUGCACUCCAGACGCAGUGCCGAGAGCACGCAGAGAUGAUUGGCAUGCACACGCUCUUCACUCCGGUUGCGCGCAUCGAGGUUCUGCAGGCCAUGAUCGUCAUGGCGUCAUGGGGCGACACGUCUUGGCGUCCCGGCGGACACGCGCUUCGCAUAGCGAUGGACAUGGGUCUCUACCGUUGCCUGCCGUACCUGAGCCAGAUGGGCAUGGGUGCUGGCAAGAGUGCCGCUGAGCUCUCAGAAGAGCGGCCCCUCGUCGUCGGCGCCCGUCUAUGGCUCGCCUUGUACAAGUCCGAGUUUGAGAUGGCGUUCAACCUGGGCCGCCCGGCCCUGUUCGCAGCCGAGGACACGAUCACGCACGCCCGUCGUUUCCUCGAACACCCACUCGCGAUCCGUACCGACUCGCGACUCGUGGCAACAUGCCAGCUCCUGACCCAUCGUCUCCCGCUCCACCAACCAUUCAGCAUAUGGCCAGCGGCAACACGCAUCCCCGACCUGGACGAGCGCAUUGAGUCUGCCAAUGCUGCCUACGCAGCCUGGUUCAAAGAGUGGGAUGCCUACUACGAGGGCCGGGAGCCCAAGAGCUCGUUUCUCCGCGAGAGCCUCACCACGCAGUACUCGCACGCCCUGCUGCACACCAACAGCCGUAUCCUACACGGCGUGCGCAGUCGGCGCGACAUGACGCACCUGAGCGAGCACCGUGCCCAGUGGCUGCGACAGGCUCUUGCGUCUGCCCAGACGCUCGUGGAGAUGGCGCUCCGUGGCGAAGCCUAUGCCACAAACUUUGCAAAGGCCAACUACUACACGCAUAUCGGGGUUGCGUUCGCCGCCCGCAUGGUCAUCCGCCUCACGAGCCUCAUGCCCGACGCCGUCGACCUUCGACAGACGGGCCGCGACCUCGAGGCCGUGACGCAGAUUCUAGCGCGGGUACCGGGCUUCCAAUUCGCCCAGCAGAUCCGGGACAUUCUGCGGCGCGCACGGCGCAAGCAUGUGCUUCCGCCGGCGUCGCGCGGCUCGCCGACCAGCGGCAGCGUCCCGCUUCCCGACGUUUCUGGAUCGGGGUUGGAAACCACGCCUGAUGGGCUUCCGCUUGACUUUUUCCUCGCCGAGCAGCUGUUCGGAGACGCCGACGCCAUCGUCGCGCAGCCCGACGACACGCUCGCUCUCGACGCGUGGUUCCCCUACCCGCCGCUCGAGUAUAGUCCGGGAGCGAGCGGGUGGGCGUAG